UUCGAGCAAAAUGGCUGCUUCCGGCAGUUUCAUCCGCGUUGCGACGCGCACGUGUUUACUUUGUGUUGUGGAGUAAAUCGUUUUUCUCAAUCAAGAGUAAAUUUAUAUCUUAAAUCAUGGGUAAACCAGGAUUUUCGCCAAGAGGAGGAGGUGGUUUUAGAGGUGGAAGAGGAGGAGGUGAUCGUGGCUCUGGAGGUGGUUUUAAGGGCGGACGUGGUGGUAGUGGCGGUGGUGGCAGAGGAGGAUUCCGAGGUGGAUCAGGUGGUCGAGGAGGUGGAACUCCAAGAGGAAGAGGAGGUCGUGGAGGAAGAGGAGGAGGAGGAGGAGGUAAAGGAGGUUUUAAAGGAGGAAAAACAGUUAUUAUCGAACCCCAUCGACAUGAAGGUGUAUUUAUCGCAAGAGGGAAAGAAGAUGCCUUGGUUACAUUAAAUUUAGUACCUGGUUCAGAAGUAUACGGUGAAAAAAGAAUAAGUGUAGAGGGCGAAAACAGUGAAAAAAUUGAAUACAGAGUGUGGAAUCCAUUCAGGUCUAAACUGGCUGCAGCCAUUCUUGGAGGAGUUGACCAAAUUCAUAUGCCUCCUGGAAGUAAAGUUUUAUAUUUAGGAGCUGCUUCAGGAACUACAGUUUCUCACGUUGCUGACAUCGUUGGACCGGAAGGUUUGGUGUAUGCGGUGGAAUUUUCACACAGAUCUGGUAGAGAUUUAAUCAAUGUAGCUAAAAAAAGGACGAAUAUCAUUCCAAUCAUUGAGGAUGCUAGACAUCCACAUAAAUAUAGAAUGUUAGUAGGAAUGGUUGAUACGAUUUUUGCGGAUGUAGCCCAACCCGAUCAGGCUAGAAUAGUUGCUCUCAACGCACAAUAUUUCCUCAAAAAUGGUGGACAUUUUGUGAUUUCUAUAAAAGCAAGUUGCAUAGACUCGACAGCACAACCUGAAGCUGUAUUUGCAGCAGAAGUGAAGAAACUUAUUGCUGAUAAGUUGAAACCUCAAGAGCAAAUCACUCUUGAACCUUACGAAAGAGAUCAUGCAGUAGUUGUAGGAGUUUUUAGGCCUCCACCUAAAAAUGCUGUUUAAAUUUAUUUCUAAUAUUUAAGUUCAAAGAUAAUUUUUUAUUUUAAGUGAUUUGAGAGAAUGAAAAAAAAAUUAAAGUAGUUAAGUUUCCUAUUUGGAAACAGUAUUUUUUCUAAUUGAAAGAAGUUUUCAAGUCUUACAUAAACUUAUCACAUAUUUUCUACAAAAUAAAGUUUGUAUCAUAUUGUAAAAAUUGAUAUUUUACAUCUUUUGAUGCUCUAUAAUAUCAAGAAUUGAAAUUUUUCUAUAUCAUA
Messenger RNA from Chelonus insularis, 1321 nucleotides. It is a transcript of the gene Fib, whose product is annotated as rRNA 2'-O-methyltransferase fibrillarin. The record is from RefSeq and is a predicted model, not a curated record. Gene Ontology annotation, biological process: box C/D sno(s)RNA 3'-end processing; rRNA methylation. The coding region runs from base 117 to 1070 and encodes 317 amino acids. Gene Ontology annotation, cellular component: nucleolus; box C/D methylation guide snoRNP complex; Cajal body. Gene Ontology annotation, molecular function: rRNA methyltransferase activity; RNA binding; histone H2AQ104 methyltransferase activity. NCBI's taxonomy places the organism in Eukaryota, Metazoa, Arthropoda, Insecta, Hymenoptera, Braconidae. The transcript has 6 exons.